CCAUGCUCAAAUGCUAUCUGUUGAUGCUCAGUGUGAUGGAUUUGUUCAGAGCCGCUGCGGGUGGUGGUCAGCCCCAGGAAGGUGAAAGGCAGCGUGGGUAGCCAGGUUUCCCUGACCUGCAGCGUCACCGGCUCAGACGAGUACGAGCUCUCUUGGUACCGCAACGGCGACAAGAUCAACGCCGGUGGCAGCGUCCACAUGAACGGGAUCAACAAGGAGAACCUGGUGAUGGACGGCAUGGCCAAGAGCGAUGGAGGAGCUUACCAGUGCUUCGCCAGGAAGGGGAAGAUCUCUGCUCAGGACUUUGUGCAGGUCAUUUUAGAAGACGGCACUCCCAAGAUCCUGUCUGCCUUCAGUGAGAAAGUGGUGAGCCCCAACGAGUUCGUCUCCUUGACGUGUCACGUCAAAGGGACGCCGCAGCCGGCGGUGACAUGGACGCUGGACGACGACGUCGUAGUGAAGGACAGCCGCCACCGCAUGGGCCACAGCAUCACGGCCGAGGGGAACGUCGUCAGCUACCUGAACAUCUCGCACACGCAGGUCCGCGACAGCGGCGUCUACCGGUGCACGUGCAACAACUCGGCGGGCACGGUCUCCUACCAGGCUCGAAUAAACGUAAGAGGUGCUUGUCAGAUCAGCUCCUCCGAAAACACACACACAAGUCACACAAGACUUUAUCUUUCAGUUCCAUGUCUGUGA
This is a messenger RNA of Ictalurus furcatus (blue catfish), 699 nucleotides long. Its product is annotated as cell adhesion molecule DSCAM-like. Bases 199 to 699 code for a protein of 166 amino acids. The record is from RefSeq and is a predicted model, not a curated record. Gene Ontology annotation, molecular function: cell adhesion molecule binding. Gene Ontology annotation, biological process: cell-cell adhesion. The transcript is spliced from 3 exons. Gene Ontology annotation, cellular component: cell-cell junction. NCBI's taxonomy places the organism in Eukaryota, Metazoa, Chordata, Actinopteri, Siluriformes, Ictaluridae.